AUGCCCUCUUUUAUACAAGUUGACGGCCAUCAAAUAUCUGAUCCUACGGCCAUAGCAAACGCGUUUAACGAAUAUUUUAUUGAAUCACAAACGUCUACAACUCCCAUCUCAUGUAUUGAUGAGAAUGGAGAAGAUCUGAUUAAACAGCACCUGCAAAACUUUGUUAAUGAUCGUAUUGAUGAGUCGAUGCAAUUUCUUAUACCCGAAAUCAGUAGAAACCAAGUCAAACAGGACUUUGCGAAAAUUGCUUCAAAUAAAGCUACUGGUAUUGAUGCAUUUGGAAUUAAGGUCUUAAAGAUGGCAUUACCAGCAAUUGUGCCAAGUUUAACGCAUAUUUAUAAUGGAAGUAUCACAACCGGAAGCUUUCCAGUAAAGUUUAAGCAGGCGAAAUUAUGUCCAAUUUACAAGAAAGAAAGUGUACAUGAAAGAAACAAUUAUAGACCGAUCUCUGUUCUUCCUAUUAUAUCCAAACCUUUAGAACACCACGUUGCUGCUUCCUAUCUUGAAUACCUUAAUUCUCAUGGUCUCCUCUAUCUAUAUCUAUAUCUAUAA
Paramuricea clavata is the source of this 552-nucleotide messenger RNA. The record is from the annotation of a GenBank genome assembly. Lineage: Eukaryota; Metazoa; Cnidaria; Anthozoa; Malacalcyonacea; Plexauridae.